Aspergillus oryzae RIB40 is the source of this 636-nucleotide messenger RNA. RefSeq lists its product as uncharacterized. The coding region runs from base 1 to 636 and encodes 211 amino acids. The record is from RefSeq and is a predicted model, not a curated record. The transcript is spliced from 3 exons. Gene Ontology annotation, cellular component: nucleus. Gene Ontology annotation, molecular function: DNA-binding transcription factor activity, RNA polymerase II-specific; transcription cis-regulatory region binding. Gene Ontology annotation, biological process: regulation of DNA-templated transcription. NCBI's taxonomy places the organism in Eukaryota, Fungi, Ascomycota, Eurotiomycetes, Eurotiales, Aspergillaceae.
AUGAGGAACACCGAUUCGUUGUUAUAUAGUACUGCCUGUCUUCUGGCCUCCCGAUAUGUGCCAGGCAUACCACCACCGAUUGUCCAUACCAUGAACCUCCAAGUUCGACAUAAGGCAGUCAAUCUGCUGUGGGAGAAACCGCCUUUGAAAUACGAAUCGCUCCAGGCACUCGCCCUUCUUUGUUUAUGGCCAGCGGCGGGUCAGAAGGAGUUCCCCAUAGAUGGCUGGUUACUGAGCGGGACUGCAAUCAAUCAUGCCCUCGUCUCCUUUGACUUCCUCAAUCAUGUGCCUUCAGAGCUUCUCAUUGAUAACGAUAUCGCCGCUCAAUUGCGGCUCUGGAACGCUUUCUGUUUAACACAGUUACAUUUCGCUGUUGGCAACGCACGUCCAUUCCAUUUACCACAGAGAUAUCUCGAUUAUUGCCCACGACUUCUUGAGCACCCCGCUGCAACAGUUGAGGAUGGCAAGGUCGUAGCAGAGAUCCAGUUGUACUUGAUCACAUUGCGACUCCAAGCCAACGAGCAACGUAUGCGAUUCGCGGAGGUUGAAUACGAAGAGAUUGAACGAUGGAAAGUUGAAUGGGCCCAUCUUCUUGUCUCUGGUUCUGUCAAAUCCUCCUGCAUCGGACAGCAAUGA